This is a messenger RNA of Penicillium chermesinum, 3822 nucleotides long. RefSeq lists its product as uncharacterized. The record is from RefSeq and is a predicted model, not a curated record. Bases 1 to 3822 code for a protein of 1273 amino acids. The transcript has 9 exons. Gene Ontology annotation, biological process: DNA-templated transcription. Lineage: Eukaryota; Fungi; Ascomycota; Eurotiomycetes; Eurotiales; Aspergillaceae. Gene Ontology annotation, molecular function: DNA binding; zinc ion binding.
AUGACCGGAGAGAGUCGUCGUGACGGCCUUCGGCACUACUCGACCCCGCUACUCGAAGACGAGGAGUAUUUCGCCAACGCCAAUCCCGAAGACUCCGAGGAUUUCCCGCCACCGGAUGUCGAAGCCGGCAGCCCUCUACCCAUAUGGCUGCAGGAAUCAUCCAAAUCGUAUCGAUGGACUUGGGUCCCUCUCCCCUUACGAAAAGCCGGGCGCGCGACUGCAAAUUGGGUCAGGGGACCUGAUCCGCCACAUACCCUUCUCUUGAAACCGUUGUUUCCCCGCUUGCAAGAACUUCCUGUCAAGUAUCUAGAUCGCCUUCUUCCGAAGCGCAGACAUAAGAUCGUUCUUUUGUUACUAUUAUAUUUGUCCUGGUUCUUGCCAUGGUUCCUGGUUCUCCUUCACUCUCGCUCUGCAGGGUACAUAGAGGGCUACGGCCAGCUGCAGACCCUCUCAUGCUCCUCCAAUUUUUGGGAAUUCGAUAACGGGUGUGGUAUGAAUGGAAACGAUUGCCGGCCUUUCUCCUCCUCGAAGAUCGCCUUCCGAUGCCCGGCGAAUUGUCGCGACACCAUCUUGACGGAACCCCAUGUGGUUGGAAACCAGACUCUCAACUACCAGGGGCUUGUGAUCGGAGGGCCAAAGUUGCAUUCGUCCGAUCCGGCUAUAUACCGGGCGGACAGCUUCAUCUGCCAAGCUGCAAUCCACUCCGGUGCCAUCUCGAACGUUGACGGUGGCUGCGGUGUUGUUCAACUCGAGGGCGCUGCACACUCGUUCCCUCGCUUUUUGGAGUUGUCCUCUUCGCAAAGCAAUUGCCCGGCUGACCCGCGAUGGUCCCUGCUUGGGGUCACUGCCACUGCUGUUGGUCUCCUGUGGCUGUUCUGUACAUCGCCAGCGGUGCUGUUCUUCAGUACCUUCUUCAUGAUGUUCUCGCAUACGGGGUUGGUCGCGGAUCCUCCAUCGUAUCCUUACUUGACGGAACUUGUCUCAACCCUCUUGUCUCGACUCUUGCCUGCAACAUUCGUUGUAUAUGUAUUAUUCAAAUUCUGUUCCUUACCUGUGCUGAAGCCACUUUCUUCUCCUUCUUACCAACUGGAGAAGAUGCUGUUGUUCUUACCCCCUCUUUUCAUUGGAACCUUGAACAACUAUACUUUUGCACGAUGGAUUCCUCUGAAACGUCUUACCCCAAUGGACAUCCAGCAACAACCCGGGGCCAAGUUGGCACUGGCAAUCGUACUGCCAACUGUUCUCACCGUUGUCCUCAGCCAAGCAUGGCAAAUUCGCCAAGGUGGGCUCAUGCCACGGUACUUGAAGAUUUAUGGGACCAUGGCUCUUUUCAUCAUAGUCCUUGCCCCCUUACCUGGCCUGCGACUCCGCAUCCAUCACUACAUCCUGGCAAUCUUGCUCAUGCCAGGUACGGCUUUCCCCACCCGUCCGUCUCUAGUGUAUCAAGGCUUGUUACUUGGUUUAUUCAUAAACGGGAUUGCCAGGUGGGGAUUUGCUUCCAUUAUCGAGACUCCUGCUUCUUUGGGAGAGCUAGCGCCUGGACGAAGUGGCGGUGGUGACUGGUGGGGAUCUACGUAUCCCAAUAUCACAGCCUCUUCCAUCCGAAUUGAGCUGCCUGAUGUGGGAUCCAAUGCAACCUACCGCGGCAAUGGUAACAUCACCUUUUCCCUAUGGGAACAUGAGCGAAUGAAAAGUCUUUCCGUGGACGGAAUCUCAGUCCUGCUGAAUGAUGUUGAGCGUUGGCGCAGCUACUUGGACGAAGAUGAGCGGGGCGAGUUCACGUGGCACCGGCACGGCCAUGAUGGCCUCGAACUUCAGCAGUCGCCUGUUCUCAGAAGACGGGGAAUUGAUGACUCUGCUUUAGGCACUAACUCUCUCCUACUUGGUGAUGGUGAUGAUGCUGACGAACCAGAGGAUCUUUUCUUCAGGUUUGCUUUCUUAAGGGGGCGACUUGUUAUUCAAUCUGGGCCAUGGAACCUGAUGGCUCCGAUCACGAUGAUCGAGACCUGGGCAAUUUGGCUCGGCGUGCUUGAGAAAAAGAUCGACUCCAUCGAGGAGCGUCUUGGGGGCAUUGAGAAAGCACUUCGGGAGCUCGUUCUUUCCUCAAGGUUUCAUGGAUCGAAUCUGAGCAAAUCCUUUUCUUCGUCGCAGACGUCGCCUUUGCCCCAAGGGGGCAUGCCUUUCACGGCAUCAGGGCAGGCUCACUCUUUGAAAAAUUCCGAGUACACUCCGGAAAAGCCCCUCGACCAGCUCGAUCCAAUUUAUGAAUAUGAAGAUCCGUCUUCGCUUGCUUCUCACUCGGCUUAUGCGCAAGAGUUCUUAGAAACUGCCGUUUCGCGCAGUACUCCUGAUGUUUUCUCAAAUCCUAGGAUGAGCGAAGCGCUCUCAUCACUGAGGAAGAUGGUUGAACUUCAGAAUAAACGUCGAGAAACUGCUCCUCAAGUGGUUCAAUUUCUGAAUCACGGGUCAAUGCGACGGGAUGUUCGCGAUCUAGAGCUGCCCCCUUUGCCACUAGUAUUGUCGGUAUUGAGAAACCUUAAAGUUGAUUAUUUCAUCGAGAAAUGCCGAGAAGUGUACUUUUGCACCGAGGACUAUACUGAUGCAGCAUUCAUUAUCACAAACUAUGGUCUCUUUGGGGUCUUUUUAGAACUUGGAUUCUACGAGACCGAUCCCGCUCUAAGAGAAGAGCAUAAUCGAUAUACAAAGAUGUGCAAAGAUAAUCUUGAAGUGGCUUUGGCAAAUCUGAAUAUCCUUAUGUCAGCUACUAUGGAAUCUAUCGUGGCUCUCAUACUUGGAGCGCUUCACGGGAUCGACAUCUCCAAGCCCUCACUGGGCUGGACUCUGGCCUCUACUGCUAUCCAUAUGUGCCAGACAUUGGGAUAUCAUCGUUUGUCUUCGAUGGAAACAGAUCCAAUUGACGUUCAAAAGAGGAAGCAAAUCCUGUUCUGGUCUGCAUACUCAACUCUAAAUUUAAUGUCGCUCCGACUAGGGCGCGCGAGUGUCAUCCAGGAGUUCGAAAUCAGCCUUCCACCUCCCUCCGAAAGCUUUGAUCAACUGGGUCUCUGGGAAGAGCUGUAUUCCCUUUGGACCAGACAAGCAAUCAUCCAAAACAAGAUAUUUACCCUCUUGUAUAGCCCUGCGGCUCUGAACCAACCUGAAAGUGAACGAGUUGCCCGUGCUCGGGCGUUAGCUGCGGAGAUGAUCAAGCAUGUUAUCGAACCGUUCGAGGCAAGUCAAGGCGCUCAAUUAAAGCGAGGAAUCAUGCGACUCGCGAUCAUGACUUUGAUUUAUCGCGCGAUCCCUGAUACACCAAAAGACGCAGCAUCCAGCACAUUCACACACGAAUGUGUUGAGACUGCCCGAAGCGCUCUAGAGGAGCACCAGGAUUGCGUUACGGCUUUGAAAGAUUCAAGCGAGACCAUCCGAUGCUCGUAUAUGCAUUCCGCAAUCCUCGUAUCUCCCUUCGUUCCCUUCAUCGUGAUCUUCUGUCACGUCAUUACAAGCUCUGAUGAUAACGACCUCAUCCUCCUGGAAGAGUUCGUCGCAUCCCUUGUUCCUCUCCGCGCAUUCUCCCGAGCCAUUGACCGGCUCCACAACAUCUGCUCGGUACUCGGUACUGUUGCGCGCUUAUACGUCGAAACAAAGGCCCGGGGAAAGACCGACGAAGACAAAGAGCUUGUCUCAGUUGGUCAAGAGUUUGACGCCUAUCUCAGUGCUCUUGGUCUAGCGCCUAGCAAUGUCAUGGCUAGCAACCAAUCCUUUCUCCAGCCAGACAUGGCUCCUAUGCAUAUACCCCCAAAAAUAAUCCUACGCAGAGUUUGA